Messenger RNA from Acinonyx jubatus (cheetah), 1329 nucleotides. It is a transcript of the gene TMEM272, whose product is annotated as transmembrane protein 272. The record is from RefSeq and is a predicted model, not a curated record. NCBI's taxonomy places the organism in Eukaryota, Metazoa, Chordata, Mammalia, Carnivora, Felidae.
AUGAAGUUUUUGGAGGACUGCCCCAUAUAGACCCUCAUCCCUCUCUAUUUGCUAGCGGGUGGGAUCAUUGGAGCCUUAAAGGUGUCUCUCCUGCUGCAUGACUCUACCAGGAUGAGGCGGCUUGUGGCCAAGGCCGUGGUGAUUGACGACAACCAGGACGAUGAUGCAUAUCCCUGGAGGCAGACCGUGUGCAAGUAUUAUAUCCACCUCAGCCUCAGCCUCUUCCUUUUCCUCUGGUUCCUUUCGGGGAAUUACGGGGCCCUCUCCGUUUACCUGCCUGAUUUUAUUCCCCCUUUCCAGCAGCCUCAAGAUUACUGUGACAAAACCCUGUACCCCUGUGCCGUAGGAGUCCUCGUGCUCAGCCACACCAUGCUGGUCCUGCUCAUCCUGUGCAGUGGGCGUGUCUAUGUGUGGUCCAGGUGGAGAUUCGUUGUUGAUGGAGACUGAGAAUCACCCCCUCCGGCACACACAGGCACACAUUCGCGCAUGCGCAACUCCACACACUCACAUGCACACACGCGCACGUAUAUGCAAACACGCACCCACGCACACUCUGCACACUCAUGCACAAUUGCAAGAGGAGGGCACACUGUAAAGCAAUAAGACGUCCCUCCAGGCAGUGAAGAAACCACCAAAAUGCACUGCGUGUUUAUUCUAGGCAGGCUAAAGGAGCGCUUGCCUCCCUGGGCCUGGGGGAAGCCCUGUGGUUCUUUCCAGAGUGGGACUUUUGUACUCAUGAGUUUGCAGAGGCAUCUUUUUAUGUGAGGGGAUGAGGCGAGGGAGGCAAAGACUGGGAGGCUCUUUCCAGCUAUAGGCAGUUCCAAUGACCGUCACAAGAGCAAGUUUUGCUGCUGUUACUGUUGCUACUGCUGUGUUGUCAUCCAGCCGCGGGCAACCUGAAAUUGUAGAAAGGGAUAUCUUCCCAACAAGACCUAUCUUAGCUUCACUUGGGUGGCUUUGUUAUGAACAGGAGAAAGGUGCUGUGUUUAAUGACUCCGGGUGUCUUUUGGGAAAGAGCUCUCUUUCCCAGCCCCAAAUCAGACAGGUUUGAUUGGACCGGUAAGGGCAUCCCAAGGGCAGCUAUAAAGGCUGCCAAAGUCAAGGAAGUCAGUGCCCCUGGGGCUCCGGUCUGGCCCGUGAGCCUGGCGUCACGGAGGGUAGCAUGCCCUCCCCGUGUACCUUGGGGUAGUCCUACUGCAAAUUCUUUGCUUGGCCUGAGUCCGCUUCUUUCCCUGGCCAUCUGUGUACAUCUCUGUAAUGUGCUCCUGGCACAAACCAGUUUCGUGUAGGUUUUGGCCAGGUUGCAUGUGGUGUCGUUAAUGCAGGUGU